CAACAAUCAUGCUUAUGUGAAUUGCAAUAACCUUUUCAGAGCAGCAGCAAAAAAUGGGCGAAGUUGACCAAAAGGGACCUUUCUCGAAGGAAUACUAGUAAUAAACCCGUCGUAAAUGUGUUUAUUAUCGUCGCACAUCUUCAAACAGCCGACUACUGUGAAUGGAUUGUACUAUUUUGUUAUUUUAGAUCAGCCUUACGACGCCCAGUCGGCAGCCAUAGCAGGACAUUUGACAUUCGAGGAGACCUCGAUUUGCCAGUGCAAUGGCAGUGUUCAGUCCACAGGUGCUUCUGGCAGUAACAAGAUCAAGGGGAUCUUACCUGCUGUCUAAAAGGCACAGCUGCUGUCCCCUCCCCUCCACUGCUUACGUCCACCACCACCUGGACCCCGCCAGCCGCCUGUCACCCCUAACCUCUCUCAGGCACUCCAGGUCUGGCUAUCCUCAGUGCGUUCGGCUCCAUGGCGCCAGACCCCACAGCACCACCCUGCUGGCCAGAUCUCUGCACAGCUCCUGUGUCUGGCUGCAGGGCACCAAGGAGGACACCAAAGCCCCUGCCACCCCAGCCCAGGAUGACCCCCCAGGGACUCCCAAGAAUGGCCCCUCUGUCCCCGCACCCCAAUCUCCAGCCUCUGCUCCCCCCGCUGCCGUCACUGUAGCGGCUGCAGCUGCCCCUACUGUCCAGGUAGUGAGGAAGUCUAUUGGCCAGAGGGUAGUGGAUGAGCUGAAGCACUACUACAAUGGUUUCAGGCUGCUGGGAAUCGAUACCAAGAUCGCAGGGAGGAUGGUGUGGAGACUGCUGCACGGACAACUGCUCUCACGCAGGGAGAGGAGACGGCUGAUGAGGACGUGUGCUGACCUGUUCCGCCUGCUGCCCUUCAUGGUCUUCAUCAUCGUUCCCUUCAUGGAGUUCUUGCUUCCCGUCUUCCUCAAGCUCUUCCCUGAGAUGCUGCCCUCCACCUUCGAGACAGAGACCAAGAAGGUGGAGAAGCAGAAAAAGGGUCUUGCUGCUAAGCUGGAGCUGGCUAAGUUCCUCCAGGAGACCAUAGCAGAGAUGGCCAAGAGGAACAAGACUAAGGCUUUGACCGAGGACGAGACGCAGCGCUUCUCCACCUACGUACAGAAGGUUCGUCACACAGGGGAGCAGCCCACCACUAAGGACAUUGUCAAGUUCUCCAAACUGUUUGAAGACGAGUUGACGCUGGAGCAUCUAGAGCGCCCCCAGCUGGUGGCCCUGUGUAAGCUGCUGGAGCUCCAGCCCAUAGGAACCAAUAACCUGCUCCGCUUCCAGCUGAUGAUGCAGCUGAGAACCAUCAAAGCAGAUGACGAGUUGAUAGCCACUGAGGGUGUGCCUGCUAUGAGUGUGUCAGAGCUACAGGCAGCAUGUCGUAGCAGAGGGAUGAGGUCACUGGGUCUGACCACUGACCAGUUACGUCAGCAGAUGCAACAGUGGUUGGACCUGCACUUGAAGGAGAACGUUCCUCCCUCUCUGCUGCUGCUCUCCAGAGCCAUGUACCUGACUGACGUCAAACCCAUCAUACCCGUCAUACCCCCUGUACCCAAACUAGAGAAGGCCACUCCUCCCCCAGCUGAGAUCCCAGAGGGAAGCGCAGCUUCCUCAGACUUACUGGUAGACCCAGCUCUGGUCAUCAAAGACAGGCCGGCGGAGGAGUUGAGAGACAAGGCUGCCAUCAUCUCAGACAAACCUCCUACCCCUGCCCAGGUCAUCCAGGCUAAAGGAUCAGAGGCGUCCCAGAAGAGCAAGAUGAGCGCCAACGGAGUGUGAGGAGGAGCUAACAGUGAGCAGGACUGCAGGGGCUUGACCACACCACAACCCCGUGUCGUCAUGGGUGCGGGGGCUAGACAAUCAAGCUAAUCGACAACCUAAGGGAUCAGUCAACCCAACCAUCCAUCUACCCUCCUUAACGCCGCCUCCUCCUGAUUCUAAGAUCCCUUUAUAGCCAAAGGGCUCGGUGUCUGAUGGAGAGAGGGGUCAUAAGGUCAUCACAUGAGAUGUUAAUGCCGUCAGAGCAGACGGCCUUAAGAUGGCACUUUUGUUCUCUUUAAUUCUGUCCAUGGAUCAGAGCCCUCUCCUCUCUGGCUACACCUGGAUUGAGGCCGCUGGCAGGCAUUUCAAACGGGACACACUGUCUGUUCAGUCUCUGGUUCUUCUCACCUGCAUCUAUUUGGUUUCAAGUUCAUGCACUCCAUCCAUUGGGUUUCACACUCAAACUGAACAGGACAAUGUAACGAAAACUCUGAAAAGAUUAGGAUGGAUUAGGAUAAUUGUUUUGUUUUGGGAUCACAGUAACCCAGUGAUGUAACAAAUAUUAUUAUUAUUUUUAUGUCCUUGAAGAGUGGACACCGGCUGGUUGGUUGGUCUGGUGUAACUUUAGUCUGUUUCACUUCAGAUUGUAUUUCGACUCAUUCAUUAGGCGCUGAAGCUGAUUCCUCUUGACUAGAUACACCUCAAAGAUGAAAGCAGUGGGUGGCCGCGGUAUGUUAAAGGCUUCCACAUGCUUCCCAGACGAAACAGCUCGGUAGAGUAUGUGCAUAUAUUAUGCUAACAUUUUGUGAAGCACAUUUUGUGAAGCUUUUGUUCGUUUUGGUCAAGCCGAAGUACGGAGUCGAAGUCUACACCCCUUCAUCGGUGAUUGUUCAACAGUAGGGAUUCUCCGAUAAAGUCUUUGUUGUCAAUCAACUAGAGAUGACUCAUCUUCAUUACAUUUUUCUCAUAAAGACAUACUGCGCCAAACAUCUUAGUUAGAUGUACAAUUCCGCAACAAUUCCACAACAGUCAUUUUGAGACUGGCUACGGCGGUUGAUGCUUUUUUUCUUGUUUUUCAAGCAAGUGUAUUUUAAGGGAGUAUGCAAGCACACUCGUUCAGUUAGGCGCCAGCCAAGCUGAAGCAUGCUGACGCCUUCAGGGGUCACCACCUUGGUGUCGAGAAACGGUGGUGAUUCAACAUGUAGAGUUGUUGUGAAGUGAACAGAAAAUUAAGAGCGACAUUUUGGUCAGAGGUGAUUGGACGGCCACCCGCUGCUUUGAAAAAGUGUGUUUUGUCUCUUCGAGUUGGCUGAAUCACCUCCAGAUCAGACUAACAAAAACCACCACCUUUUCCUCUUGUAUAUUUGUAAAUACUCUGUACAAUGUUCAUUGUCUAGUAGAAAAGGUACAACUGCUCUGUCCAGUUGGUUUGCCACUCCCUCAAGCUCUCUCAAAACUAAAGAGUUCUAUGAACUUUUGCCCUCCUGAUAUUUUAUUUUUUGUUUGUUGAAUAUUUCAAUCUUAAGACUGGGCAACACUUCACUUUAACUUGCCUUUAUGGCAUGAAGUUACUCUCUAACUACCCUGGAAACCAGACUGUAAUUGUUCAGAUGUAAAUGGUAAUUGCAGAUAAGGUACAAAACACUAAUGUCUAAAGUAAGGACAUUUUACAAAUUAUGUCCAGAUAGUUACAGUGUAGUUGCAUUUAAUUACACCACAAAAUGUAACACGUGGUAUCUAUGCAAUUUAUUGUGAAGUGUCACCCUAUGACUGAAUGAAGUGGCAUUGUGUAGUUGAUUGCAGCUGUAAAUAGUACAUGAACACGGAUUAUUUUUGAUUGUAAGAGUGCGAGAGAGAUCACUCAUUAACACAGAAGAGGCUAUAGUAGCGCCUAAUUAAGCAAUAAAGCCCGAGGAGGUGUGGUGUAUAUGGCCAAUCUACCACGGCUGAGGGCUUUUCUUAAGCAUGACGCAACGCACAGCCCUUUGCCGUGGUAGAUUGGCCAUAUAUCACAAACCCCCAAGGAACCUUAUUGCUAUUAACUGGUUACCAAUGUAUGUGGAGCGGUAAAACUAAAUAUUUUGACAUACCCGUGGUAUACGGUGUGAUAUACCACGGCUUUCAGCCAAUCAGCAUUCAAGGCUCAUCCACCCAGUUUAAAACUUGAUUAUAAAAACAACCGCCAAUCUGUGGACAAUUAGCUUUUCUAAUGGAAUAUACAGUGUAUAUAUUGUGUUAAUGCUAUGAUAGUACUACCGUUUAUUUACACAUUUAAAAGAAAGAUAAUACUUGACUGCUAUUGGAUAUGAUCCAUACCCACUGUUCCAACAAUACAAAUGAAAUAUCUACAGAGAAAUCUCAAAUAAUGAACUUGAGCGACAAUGCAGGAUUUGCGAACUGUUAAAGGAUUGCACUAGUGUUACAUUUUAUUUUAGAAUGUGAUUCUCAAAGAGCUUGAAAGAUGGCCCCUAUUUCAUGCUGAAAUGCCUAGUACAUAUCCUGCUUACAUAUAGAGUGAAUACAACCAUGUGAACGAGAAGGUAUUUGGAAGGUUUACCAUAUAAACAUAUGUGUACUCUACUGUAUAUGCUUUAUGCUUCAGUGUGUGAGAGUGUGCGUUUGGUGUUGGCUUAGCAUUGAGGAAAACCUUAAAUUAGGGGAUUACCUUUUUAUAAACCUCUCCCAUAACUCACCAACCAAAUUACAUUGUUUCAUCAUUGUGCAUCUUCCUCUCCUCCCUAUCACCGAUCUGUAUGUGAGUGGAUAAUCGAAAGCAAGAUGUCCACCCUUCUGCUUUGACCAAUCCAACCUUCUCAGAUCUGUUAUUACUUCAAGGGAGUACUAUGGGACCUGGGACACUUCUUUCCAUCCCAACAGUUUAUUUUUUUACUUGGUUUAAGGUUUGUUUAGAAAAUGAAUUUACAGGCAGAAGGUCUGUAACGAGGUGCUUUGUUACCUAUGCUCUCUGUGGAGUGUCUCCUCUGCCCCUUCCCCACGGGCUCUCAUGGAAGAUGUUUACACUGUGUUCCAAUUCCCUGCCUUGAUUCCUUACCUUGUCUCCUAUCCUUCAUGUCUAUACAUGGCUGAAUGGAAUCCACUGUAUUGCUUACGCUGUUACCUUUUUAGGUCCUUUUGGAUCAAUGAUCAUGAAGGACAUUAGAUUAGGAAAGGAAUGUGGGAGAGAAUUAGGACACAGACUUCGAGACAAACGUAAACACCUGUAUGAACCCUCUCACUCACAUGCCCAAUUCCAAACCCCUACCCCUAGACACUUGUUGGUACAAGCAAUAUAGUGAACAUCACACCUAGGUGGAGCAGCACCACAUUGCUAAGCGGUCGGUGUGUAGGAUUAGGGGUUAGAGUUUGGUGUGGAGUUGGGUAAAAUGAACUUACUCCCAAAGGUAUUUCUCAUUGUCACACAGACCUGCGGAGAAAGACAGACAUUGUGGUAUUUCAGUGUGUUGCUGUUGAUAAUUUGUGGUGAAAUUGAGAGUUGAUUUGGUCAGGAGAACUUUAAUGGAACAGUAACUUAUCCAAUCAUUUGAUGGCAGAUAUGGUCAAUGGUCCUACAGUAAGACUUGUGCUUGAAUCAACUUAAUAUAAUAUUUGAUACGCAUUACUAGAACUAGCCACAUAAGUCAUCCAUUGAUAUCAUUGGGAGAUUUGUUUAAAGGUUUGCGUGAUAGACACAUAACUGAGGUUAGAAUUCAGCCUUUCACUCCUUGGACCGACACUGGGGUUAUAAGGAUGAGUGGAAAUGCGCUUUGCAAAUGUGUCCACAGGUAUUGCACUGUAUCAUGUAUUGAUAUGACUAUUACAGACAGUACAAGACCGUGAGGCUGUGUGGAGCUUAUACCUUCUGAAUGAUUGACGUCUGCACCUUUUGUCAUAAUGGAUUCCAUAUAAAGCUCAUAGAUAGAGAACAUACUCUUCUUAAACUUGUUUUCCUUGAAAUUCCCUAAUUUCUCUUCAAACAAGGCUUCUUUUUUCAUAGUUUAUUAUUUCGUUUGGCAGAACUUAUUUGUGUUACUAAUAUUAGCUAGCCUUGUGCAAACUCUGAACGUUAUGACUAUGACCUUGCAGGAGAGUGUUUGUGACUGAUGGAUGUUGAUCAGGGAUGACCAUCCUGCCUAAAGAGCUACUGGGUAUGCAGGCUUUUGAUCCAGGCCAGCUCUACCAUACCUGAUUUAGCUAAUCAAGGUUCUGAUGAUCAGCCGAUGAGUAGAAUGAGGUGUGUGUAAGAGCAGGAAUAGAGCAAAAGCUUGUAUAACCAGUAGCUAUCUGGGAAGAGGGAUGGCUACCUCUGAAAUAGAGGUUACCCCUAACCACAGAUCUAGAAUCACCUAUCCCUAACAAUAACCAUUUGGGAGACGAAAACGUAUCUGACCCUGUAUCAGUGGUUAUGGACAACCUCUACCUCCCCUUUGGUGGCUUUCCUUGUGUAACAGACAUUCUACCUCUCAUGUUUACCCUCCUGUCCACUAAGCUCUGUAAUGGAGGUCAGAAGACACUCAACCAUGUACAACAUUGCUACAUUAUUUAACCUGCAUUGAAACAAUACAUCAUUCUACAGUGUCAAAUGUCUGCUUGGGAGAUGAAGUUCAGCAUUACAUUUAUAAAACCCCUUUA
Molecule: messenger RNA, 6395 nt
Organism: Oncorhynchus masou masou (cherry salmon)
Lineage: Eukaryota; Metazoa; Chordata; Actinopteri; Salmoniformes; Salmonidae
Gene: letm2
Product: leucine zipper-EF-hand containing transmembrane protein 2
Exons: 10
Coding region: 264-1784 (506 amino acids)
Biological process (GO): intracellular monoatomic cation homeostasis
Cellular component (GO): mitochondrial inner membrane
Molecular function (GO): ribosome binding
Source: RefSeq, a predicted model, not a curated record